AGAGAGAAUUUUCUUGUCUCGUUAAUGAAGGCGCGGAAGGAAAGCGAAGCCGCGGAGCCAGAGAGGAGGAGGCGACACACUCCCUCACUCACAGACUGAGAGACUGAGAGGAGAGGAUGCUCCGGAGGAACAUGUGGACAGACACACACACACAGCACCGCCGUCGUUAGUUCAAGGAUUUACUGCUCACACACCGCGGGGUGUAUUGAUGGUCCGGUGGGCAGCUGCGGAACGGGGGCUGAGCCAUGGCUUCGGUUUGGAUUUUAACUUUAGCCAUCGGGGUCGCCGUUCACAAAGUGGUGUGUGGGCCGAGAUUCUCUCAGGAGCCUGCUGAUCAGUCGGUUGUUUUGGGUGAGCGAGUGGUGUUGAGCUGUGUGGUGUUUAACUACACCGGCAUCGUCCAGUGGACCAAAGAUGGACUCGCGCUGGGCAUUGGAGAGGACCUGAGGGCGUGGCCUCGUUACCGUGUGUUGCGGAUAGUGGACGUUGGUCAGUAUAAUCUGGAGAUUUCCUCGGCGGAGCUGUCGGACGAUUCUCUGUAUGAGUGCCAGGCCACUGAAGCUGCUCUUCGCUCCAGAAGAGCUAAACUCACCGUACUCAUUCCUCCUGAUGAUCCAGUGAUAGAAGGAGCUCCAGAAAUUCUGCUGAUGGCUGGAGUUUCCUAUAACCUGACGUGUGUGUCACGAGGAGCCAAACCGCUGUCUACUAUAGAGUGGUACAAAGACGGAGUGAUAGUAGAAGGAGCCCAUACUAGCACUGAGGUGUUACCUGAUAGGAAGCGUGUGACCACGCGUAGCUUUCUGCCCAUCCAGCCAGUGGAUACAGACACCGGACGCAACUUCACCUGUGUGGCCUCUAACCUGGCCGUGCCAUUGGGCAAACGGACCACUAUCACACUUAACGUCCACCAUGCCCCUACGGUUUUAUUAUCAAUCUCACCCCGUUCUGUUCUAGAGGGGGAGAGAGUAACGUUUACCUGCCAAGCUACAGCAAACCCUCCCGUCAUGGGCUACAGGUGGGCUAAAGGUGGAGUAAUCCUGGAGGGAGCGCGGGAGAGUGUGUUUGUGACGACAGCAGAUCACUCGUUCUUCACUGAGCCUGUUUCCUGUCAGGUGUUUAAUGCUGUGGGCAGCACCAAUGUCAGCAUACUGGUGGACGUACACUUUGGUCCGAUCCUGGUGGUGGAGCCAAGGCCAGUGACGGUGGAUGUGGACUCUGAUGUCACUCUGAACUGUAAAUGGGCUGGAAAUCCUCCUCUAACACUCACCUGGACAAAGAAAGGCUCCAGUAUGGUUCUCAGUAAUAAUAAUCAGUUGUACCUGAAGUCGGUGAGUCAGGCGGAUGCAGGGCAGUAUGUGUGUAAAGCCAUCGUGCCCAGGAUUGGAGUCGGGGAGACAGAGGUCACACUCACAGUAAAUGGCCCGCCAAUCAUUUCAAGUGAACCCAUCCAGUACGCUGUAAGGGGGGAGAAGGGUGAAAUCAAAUGCUACAUUGCCAGCACCCCCCCUCCUGACAAAAUUGUGUGGGCUUGGAAGGAGAACGUGUGGGAGAAAGAGAGAGGAACUCUGUUGGAGAGGUAUACAGUAGAGCAGAGUAAGCCUGUGUCACAGGGGGGUGCCGUUCUCUCCACUCUCACCAUCAACAACGUCAUGGAGUCGGACUUUCAGACCACUUACAACUGCACUGCCUGGAAUUCAUUCGGCCCGGGCACCAUGAUCAUCACUCUAGCGGAGACUGAUAUCGUGCCUGUGGGAAUAAUAGCUGGUGGAACAGUUGGAUCCUCCAUGCUGCUGAUCCUGUGCCUGCUCGCUCUGGCCUUCUACCUUUACCGCCAGCGCAAAAGCAGUCGUCGUGGGGUCACGCUGAAGCCGGACAUCAAGGUUGAGACGGUCAACAAAGAGACACAUAGCCUCGAGGAAGACUCGGCCAGCGUCUCCACGGCAACUCGCAUGCCUUUCAAAGACGACAUGGACCUGAAGCAGGACGUGCGCAGCGAAACGCUGGAGACGAAAGAAGAGUACGAGCUGAAGGACCCCACGAACGGCUACUACAACGUCCGAGCGACGACCCACGAUGAAAUCCACCCGGGCUCCCGCUCUGUGCUUUACCAGGAGUUCCGCCCACCAAACCCAGCUUCCGUCUCUGCCUCUGCAGCUGGGCCAACGGCCGGCAUUAACCCUGCCCCCAUCGGUCGUUACGAGCCACGCCCACCGUCCCGGAUCGCCCACACCACCUACGCACACUUCAACACCAUCGCCAGAACCAAACAGAGCCAAGCCCCGCCCAACCCGCCUCCUCAGACCACAGACUAUUCCAGAGAAUGUGGCCUUCUGGAGUCCACCAAUCAGCUUGCCUACGACAGCUACGGCUACCCAACCACGGCCCAGUACUCUCAGUACAGGCUGGGCUUCGCCCCGCCCUUGGAGGAAGGCCCGGCCUAUGAGAUGUAUCCCACAGGACAGGGGGUAGGGCUGAGUCAAGGGGUGGGGCUGAGUCAAGGGGCGGGGCCAGACCCUGCAUUAGGAAAGUAUGGAAGCUCGACACGUUUUUCCUAUUCGUCCCCGCAAACGGAAUACUCUCAAAGACACACCCAGAGAAUGCAGACACAUGUAUGAGUGUGUGACGGACAUGCUGAUACACACA
Molecule: messenger RNA, 2643 nt
Organism: Colossoma macropomum (tambaqui)
Lineage: Eukaryota; Metazoa; Chordata; Actinopteri; Characiformes; Serrasalmidae
Gene: kirrel1b
Product: kirre like nephrin family adhesion molecule 1b
Exons: 15
Coding region: 246-2615 (789 amino acids)
Biological process (GO): cell-cell adhesion
Cellular component (GO): cell-cell junction
Molecular function (GO): cell adhesion molecule binding
Source: RefSeq, a predicted model, not a curated record